Messenger RNA from Apodemus sylvaticus (European woodmouse), 2594 nucleotides. It is a transcript of the gene Pex12, whose product is annotated as peroxisomal biogenesis factor 12. The record is from RefSeq and is a predicted model, not a curated record. The transcript has 4 exons. Gene Ontology annotation, molecular function: zinc ion binding; ubiquitin-protein transferase activity; protein binding. Gene Ontology annotation, biological process: protein monoubiquitination; protein import into peroxisome matrix. Lineage: Eukaryota; Metazoa; Chordata; Mammalia; Rodentia; Muridae. Bases 349 to 1428 code for a protein of 359 amino acids. Gene Ontology annotation, cellular component: peroxisomal membrane; peroxisomal importomer complex.
GUCUUCCGCCCGCCGUGUGGAGGUCCUCGGAGCUUCUGUUUCCGGGUACGGUUUCUGUCACAAAGCCGAGACCUCCUUUCGCAGGUGGCGUCACGGGUCCUCUGCUCCGUGCCCGAGGUCAGCAAGCAAGGACGGGCGCUUCCCAGCCAUCCGCCGGAGCCGGGCCUCGCAGCUCCGGGACUGCAGCUCAAGCGACACGUUCCUUGGCCACACCUGUCUCCGAGUCACGCUCUGCCCUGUGAGGUGCCAUGCAGAAGGACUAAGACUCAGCACCCGUUUGAUACAAAACAAGUUCAUGCUCAUUAGAGUGUUCGUGGGAAAAGUGAAUCCCAGUACACACAAGACACUAUGGCUGAACAUGGGGCUCACAUCACAACUGCUUCGGUGGCGGACGACCAGCCAUCCAUCUUUGAGGUGGUAGCACAGGACAGUUUAAUGACAGCAGUGAGACCCGCUCUUCAGCAUGUGGUCAAGGUUCUUGCAGAAUCAAAUCCUGCACACUAUGGCUUCUUUUGGAGGUGGUUUGAUGAAAUCUUCACUCUGCUAGACUUUCUGCUCCAGCAGCAUUAUCUUUCUAGAACUAGUGCCUCAUUUUCUGAACACUUUUAUGGCUUAAAGCGGAUUGUAGCAGGGAGCUCACCACAGCUUCAGAGACUGGCCAGUGCUGGUCUUCCCAAGGAGCACCUCUGGAAAUCUGCUCUGUUCCUUGUUGUUCUUCCCUACCUGAAAGUGAAGCUGGAGAAGCUGGCUUCUAGCUUGAGAGAAGAAGACGAAUACUCAAUUCACCCCCCUUCUUCUCACUGGAAACGAUUCUACAGAGCCUUCCUGGCAGCCUACCCAUUUGUUAACAUGGCCUGGGAAGGCUGGUUCCUUAUACAACAACUUCGUUACAUCUUGGGAAAAGCUGAGCAUCACUCUCCCCUGCUGAAACUGGCUGGAGUUCGGCUAGGUCGACUGACAGCUCAGGACAUGCAAGCUAUAGAACAUAGAAUAGUUGAAACCAGUGCAAUGCAGGAGCCCGUCAGAAGCUUUGGUGAGAAGAUAAAGUCAGCUCUGAAGAAAGCUGCAGGAGGUGUUGCUUUAUCCCUCUCUACUGGCCUUUCUGUGGGUGUAUUCUUCCUGCAGUUUCUUGACUGGUGGUACUCUUCUGAGAACCAAGAGGCCAUCAAAUCACUGACUGCCCUGCCCACUCCACCGCCACCUGUACACCUAGACUACAACUCUGAUUCUCCCCUCUUACCCAAAAUGAAAACGGUGUGCCCACUCUGUCGUAAAACUCGAGUGAAUGAUACGGUUCUUGCCACCUCUGGUUAUGUAUUCUGUUACCGCUGUGUGUUUAAUUAUGUGAGGAGUCACCAAGCCUGUCCCAUUACAGGGUAUCCAACGGAAGUCCAGCAUCUAAUUAAACUCUACUCUCCAGAGAACUGAAAGAGAUUAGUGCAUUAUCUCACAGCUCAAGUUCUAUACUGUAAGGCCACAAGACGGUUUUAGUAUGGCAGACAACAAUGAUACUUCCCUGAUUCAUAACUACAUUAACUUUCAGUAGUUAUAUGGAUUUCUUUAAGGGAUAUAUCCACUUGAUCCUAACCUUUUGGUUUGCUCUCUUCCAAGCUGGUUAAGGAGGAGAAUCAGGAUUGUAGGUGGUGUGAGGGCCAGUGUGGAGGUGGGUUAUAAAAACCACCUUACUUAAGAGUAAGGUUUUAAGCCAGGCAGUGGUGGUGCAUGCCUUUAAUCCCAGCACUUGAGAGUCGAGGCAGAUGGAUUUCUGAGUUCUGGCCAGCUUGGUCUACAGAGUGAGAUCCAGGACAGCCAGGGCUACACAGAGAAACCCUGUCUCAAAAAGCAAAAAAAAAAAAAAAAAAAAAAAAAAAAAAAAAAAAAAAAAAAAAAAAAAAAAAACAAACAAACUUGGAUGUGGGAGUAUAUCAGAACUCUGGAAAUGGAGGCAGGAUUUUGAGUUCAAGGCCACCAUAGGGAGACUAUUAAAAGUAAAAAAAAAAAGUGAGAGAUUAACUAGGAUAAUAGCACAGGACACCUCAGGUUAGACCUUAUAAAGCAAGUCAUUUGGGAAGCAGGCCUUCUCUUUAGAAAACAUUUUUCUACUUUUGAAUUAGAGGCUUUAUCAGACAUGGUGUUUCUCUUUGUAAAAAUACUUUAUAGAGAAAAGCCCCUUCCCUCUAUCAGGACUAACUAACAUCUACCACAGUUUAUCAGCAUUUGAAGAGUUCCUUCAUGGUCCAUAUCUGUCUGACUUGGGAUAGGAUUUGUUUAUAGGGAGAAGUCUGGAAAUUUCAGUAUGAAUGAAAGCUUUCGACCAAUGGUCGAUGCAGUAAAAUCUGUGUCGUGUUUCCCUGACGCCUGCCUAAUGAACACUAGUGAGGAAGCAGUAGCUUCCUGCUCGCUCUCAGGAGCUGCUCAGCUGGCCGUCUGCUCGGCUGAUAGGAAUCAUGCUAGGUAUUAUGACAAUUUCUACGAAACAUUUAAGGAAAUUUUAACAAUACAUGAUUCUGGGAAAGAAUUGUUCCGUGCUGUCAUAAUUAUGUGGAAACACAAAAGAUUACUUCAGGGGUUUAAAUAAAUUUUCAUUCAGAUCA